AUGUGUCUCUGCCGAUACAAAUGGGCGAAGUCGGAAAUUUUCAUCAGAGAGCUCUAUGCAAAAUUUCAAGAAAGAGGAGUGAAACCUGACGUGAUUCAAUUCGCGGAAGAGGUGAUUUUGCCGGCGGAAGUUUUGGAAAAUGGCGACUUGUUGCUUGAACCGCCGAUGAGUUUUGCUGGUCUGGCGUCGGAUAUUCGACCAUUUUUGGAAGAAACGGCUGACUACGAUGCUACAAUAUUGCUCCACGAUGCUGUAACAUCCGUUUCUGUCGAUGAUUACAUCCGAGCAGUUGACUUGAUCGGCGAGGAAGCUACAAUUUACCCAGUUGCGAUCGGAGAACUCAGUCGGCCACGGACAUCGUACUCCCCAAAUGUUGAGAAAUUGAGCAUCCUUGCUGAUACUCAACUCUCCGAGGCAAAAGUCUUCGAUUUGAAUAGAUACGGCGAGGCAGACAAACUGAUCGAGAUUAUUCUGCAAUAA
Oikopleura dioica is the source of this 480-nucleotide messenger RNA. The record is from the annotation of a GenBank genome assembly. NCBI's taxonomy places the organism in Eukaryota, Metazoa, Chordata, Appendicularia, Copelata, Oikopleuridae.